AUGGCCGGCGCCGCGCCUCACGUCAUGGUGCUGCCGUUCCCGGCGCAGGGCCACGUCACGCCGUUCAUGGAGCUGUCGCACCGCCUCGUCGACCACGGCUUCCAGGUCACCUUCGUCUGCACCGAGCUCAUCCACGGGCUCCUGCUAGACACCGGCACCAGCGGCGACGCGCUGUGCGGCAUCCGCCUGCUCUCCAUACCGGACGGCAUGGCUGACGGCGACGACCGCAGGGACCUCUCCAAGUUCGUGGGUGCCAUCACGCGGUACGUGCCGGGCUACGUGGAGGACCUCAUCAGGGAGACGGCUGCGUCCGGGCAGAAGGAGGUGAAAUGGCUACUCGCCGACGUCAACCUGGGGUUCUGCUACCAGGGCGCCAAGAACCUCGGCGUCCGGGUGGCUGCCGUCUGGCCGGCGGCCGCCGCGAGUCUCGGGAUGUGGUCCAGCAUUCCCAAGAUGAUAGAGGAUGGCUUCAUCGAUGACAAGGGCAUGGCAAAGCGAGAGGGGAUAUAUGAGAUCGCCCCCAAGAUGCCGCCGAUCUGCAUGUCACGCAUGCCGUGGUGCAUCGACGGCCCACCCGAGGGGCAGCAGCUGGUCUUCAAGCUGGUGGUCACCGACAACGCCCAGGCGACCAGCCUCGCCGAGAUCGUCGUGUGCAACUCGUUCCUCGACGCCGAGACAGCGGCGUUCGGGAUGUUCCCGGAGAUACUGCCCAUCGGCCCGCUGUUCGCCGAUCAGGAGCUCCGCAAGCCCGUUGGGCAGUUCUGGCCGGAAGACGUCAGCUGCUUGGAGUGGCUCGACGCGCAGUCCGAAGGCUCCGUCAUGUACGUGGCGUUCGGCAGCUUCACCAUCUUCGACCCACGGCAGUUCAGGGAGCUCGCUGAGGGGCUGGAGCUCACCGGCCGGCCGUUCCUGUGGGUAGUGCGCCCGGACUUCACCUCCGACGGCCUCGGCAAGGCGUGGUUCGACGAGUUCCAGAGCCGCGUCGCCGGCAAGGGCAUGAUCGUCAGCUGGUGCCCCCAGCAGCAGGUUCUGGCGCAUCCCGCGGUGGCGUGCUUCGUGUCGCACUGCGGGUGGAACUCGACGAUGGAGGGGGUGAGGAACGGCGUGCCCAUCCUGUGCUGGCCCUACUUCGCCGACCAAUUCACGAAUCGGAGCUACAUCUGCGACAUCUGGAGGACCGGCUUGGCCGUGACGCUCGGAGAUGGAGUGGUGACGAAGGAGGAGGUGAAGAGCAAACUUGAGCAGGUCAUCGGCGACGAGGGAAUCUCGGAGAGGGUAGGAGUGCUCAGGGAUGCAGCUCGUAGGAGCAUUGGCGAGGGCGGGUCCUCGUAUUUGAAUUUCCAGAGAUUUGUUACCCUCCUAAACGAGUGA
This is a messenger RNA of Triticum dicoccoides, 1371 nucleotides long. Its product is annotated as UDP-glycosyltransferase 83A1-like. Gene Ontology annotation, molecular function: quercetin 7-O-glucosyltransferase activity; quercetin 3-O-glucosyltransferase activity. The transcript is spliced from 3 exons. NCBI's taxonomy places the organism in Eukaryota, Viridiplantae, Streptophyta, Magnoliopsida, Poales, Poaceae. The coding region runs from base 1 to 1371 and encodes 456 amino acids. The record is from RefSeq and is a predicted model, not a curated record.